Molecule: messenger RNA, 381 nt
Organism: Australozyma saopauloensis
Lineage: Eukaryota; Fungi; Ascomycota; Pichiomycetes; Serinales; Metschnikowiaceae
Product: ribonuclease P/MRP protein subunit
Exons: 1
Coding region: 1-381 (126 amino acids)
Biological process (GO): rRNA processing; tRNA 5'-leader removal; nuclear-transcribed mRNA catabolic process, RNase MRP-dependent
Cellular component (GO): ribonuclease MRP complex; nucleolar ribonuclease P complex
Molecular function (GO): ribonuclease P activity; RNA binding; ribonuclease MRP activity
Source: RefSeq, a predicted model, not a curated record
AUGCAUCCCGAUAGACCACUCCUUAUCAAGUCUACAACACCGUUCAUAUCGGCACUUAAACAUAUCGACCGUAGCCUCGAAAAACUCGAUCCUCUGCUUCGACGCAUCACAAACCCUGCCAGACCUUCCUACAAUGAAUUCAAAGACUACAAAUAUGUCCUGGUGAAGGGAAUGGGCAAGUGUAUCCCCAAGACCAUCUCCAUAGCGCUCUACUAUCGUACGAAAAGGGGAUACAGAGUGGAUAUCUCGACAGGCACAGAUCAAGUGCUAGACACUGUAGAAACAGGCGAAGUGAUUGAGACUAGAGAGGGUCCUGAGAAACAGAUGAAGCACCAGAAACGAGACGCAAGUUAUGUCGUGGCGAAAAUCUGGUUUAAAUAG